Messenger RNA from Theobroma umbraticum, 4032 nucleotides. NCBI's taxonomy places the organism in Eukaryota, Viridiplantae, Streptophyta, Magnoliopsida, Malvales, Malvaceae. The record is from RefSeq and is a predicted model, not a curated record.
UUAUUUAACUCUGAAGGCCCACAAUUGGCCGUUUGAUUAGAUUUUAUUUUAGGAAUUUUUUUUCCUUCUUUACCUCAUUAGAAAAUAAAAAGAAAAAUCUCUGCUGGAAUCAAAAUCUGUCCUUUUUUUCUCUGCUUCUAACGAUUCGCUUUCCGGAAAUUCAAAGCCCUAUACUAUUUGCCUGGACCACAAUUGGCUUUGAACACUCUGUCAUUCAGUAGACUAUGGAACAAGAAAAUAACAAAAAUGAAGCUGAUGACAAUACUGCAGAAGACUUGACAAAAUCACAGUCAUCUGAAGAGAAAGGUCCAAAUCUACUGAGGGCCAAAUCGGAAAUUGCAAAGUCAAUGGCCAAGAAUUUCUUGAAGACAAGAAAGGCCACUGGUACUUCUGAGGUUCAGAGGAGAAAGAAAAAGAAGAAAAACAAGAGUGUUUCAGAGGGAAGUAAAGAAACUGGAGGGAAUGCUCAGAAGCUAAAUUUAAGGGAAGAAAACCAACAGAAUGCUAGCACCAGUACAGAGCAUGUAGAGAAGGGUCAGCGGAUCCCAGAGAACCAAGAUAAUACAUGUGCAUCAGAUAGCCAGGAAAAGAGAGGUAAGCCAAAUGACAAUACUAAGAAACGAAGAAGGGAAGAGAAGCCUGGUGUUUCAAAUAAAAAACGGAAGAAUGAAGAAAGGCAGAAAGGUAAGGAAAAGAUAAAACAAAAUGAGCAGAAGGAAAAGCACAAUAAUUCAGAGAAGAAUAAGAAUAAAGAAAUGCGCCAUGGUAAGGAAAAGAAACAGGAAAAUAAGAAGAAAGAAAAGAUUGAUGGUGUAAUAUUUAUGUGCAAUGCAAAGACCAAGCCAGAUUGUUUCCGAUACCGUGUAAUGGGUGUAUCAACGAGUAAAAAGGAUCUUGUGUUAGGUAUCAGACCAGGGCUUAAGCUUUUUCUCUAUGAUUAUGAUCUCAAGCUUAUGUAUGGGAUUUAUAAGGCAUCUUCUUCUGGUGGCAUGAAACUUGAGCCUAAGGCUUUUGGUGGGGCUUUUCCUGCUCAGGUGCGGUUCAGUGUCCAAGCUGAUUGUUUUCCUCUGGCAGAGAGCAUUUUCAAGAAGGCAAUCAAGGAAAAUUAUAAUGAACAGCACAAAUUCAAAACUGAACUUACUGCUAGACAAGUUCGGAAGCUCACAGAACUUUUCCGACCAGUUGCAGUUCAUUCAACUGCACUGCCUGCCAUCUCCCCAUCAAGGGCAGGGGGUCGAAUCCCUGUACACCAUGAAAAUAGGGAGGCUUACGAUAGAGCAAGGGAAGCAAGGCCUCCUUCAGAUAGAGAAGCAUCUGCUAGAGACCCUUAUGCCAAUGCCAAUGCUAGAAGAUAUGCUGCUUUAUCUCAUGAGAGGAAUCAGCAAUUUGGAUAUGGAGAGUUGGUAUUUUCUCAGAGAGAGGACAUUCGUCAUGAUUUAUACCUGAGUGAGAAGGAAUACAGGGCUUAUGGUCUUCAGGGAGAGAGAAGAAACUUGACUCUUCAGCAUCAUGUCGCUCCUACAUCAGUGUCUUACCGGAGAGAUUAUGGGGAGCAGCUUCUAAGACAAUCAGACACUGUAUAUGGAGAAUCUGUGCCUAUGCAGAGAGAUAUAAUUCGCUCUGAUCCUCCUUAUUUGACUGAGAGAGAGUAUCGGACUUAUGAUUUGGGUGCUACACAAGAUAUGCAAUCAACAGUUUCUGCAGCAACAACUACAAAUACAUCACUAGCUGCUGCUUCUAUUUUGGACUCCUAUGCUAUGGAUUCAUAUUAUAGUCGUUAUUAUGGUGUUCCAUUGGUGGACUCUUACCUGCCACGUCCAAGAGGAGAGGCAAACCUGAUUGGGACUGACCAUUUGAGGCGGAGAGAAAGCAAGCAAGUGGAUGAAUUGUAUCCCACAUAUGCUUCUAAUGCUUUAGCGGAUUAUAACCAGAAGCAUCGUCAUCAUCAAGUUGUUCAGCCUGAAGCUGUUUCUACGUCAGUUUCAUCCCGGUACUCUUUUCCUGGUGCCACUUUGUCUUAUCGCAUAUCUGUAUCACAAUCGGAUCCUCUCAAUUUGUCUGGAAAACCAACUGCAAAAUUGCUUCUUAAUAUUUAUGUUACUGAGUUCAACAUGCUUGAGAUAUUGUUUGAUCACCAAAUGCCAGUGUUUCACAGAGGAACUUGUGAUUCUGAUUUGGGCUUUUUAGUCUUAAAAUCCUUGGUUUUGUUGUUUGAACUUGACUCAAAAUCUAUUUAUGAUUGUUCCAACAUAUGUUUUGAUGGUUUCUCAUGCGGAAAAGAGUUGAGAACCGGUAGACAGACAGAUAUGGGACAGUGCUUGUCGGGUGAUGUGAGUGGAGGCCAGCAGGCCUCAGGUCACAUGUCAAUGCUUGAGGGAAAUGUAGGACGAAACGACACAGUUGAUUUCUUCUUCAGAUCUGGAGGUCAACAUUGUCCUUUCACAGGAAUUGAGGGCGACCCCAUAGCAGUUCUGUAUGCAAAGCGAAAAGAUGGGACACUCAAGGAACUUGGUCGCACAGAAGCUAUACUGAACAAUUUGAAUCCUGCUUGGGUUGAGAAGAUUCAUCUUACUUAUCAGUUUGAGAGAGUCCAAUCUUUAGUUUUUCAUGUAUAUGACGUGGAUACCGCAUAUCAUAAUGUACCGGUGAAGAUGCUAAAGUUGAAUGAUCUAGAAUUUUUGGGAGAAGCAAGUUGUGUUCUAUCUGAGAAACUGACCUAACGAAAUCAGACAUUAACUCUAAAUCUCCAAAGCAAACAUAGGCAUGGAGGUUCGAGAAACUUUGGGAUGCUCACUGUCCAUGCUGAAGAAACAGUUGCUUCUAGAACUAUAGUUGAGAUGGUAUUACGUUGUUCGCAUUUGGACAACAAGGACCUGUUUUCUAAGAGUGAAUGUACCUAUCAAUCUGCUGAUCCUUUCUUGAGAAUAUCAAAAAUAGUUGAAAGUGUAGGUUGUGUUCCCAUAUACAAGACAGAGGUGGUAAACAACGAUCUAAAUCCAGUUUGGAAGCCCUUAUGUCUUGCCAUGCAGCAUUAUGGAAGCAAGGAUAACCCGUUAAUUCUCGAGUGUUUUGAUUUUAACAGCAGCGGCAACCAUGUACUUAUUGGAAAAAUUCAGAAACCAGUUUCAGAGUUGGAAAAACUUCACAAAGAAAUAAGCAGUGCAAAUUUGGUUCUGUCAUCCCGUCAAGGUCAUGAUAAGGUUCUAAAGGGUCAGCUCUUUGUAGAUCAACUUAUUAAGAAGCCACGAUCCAGUUUUCUGGAUUAUAUAUCCAGUGGAUUCCAGCUAAAUUUCAUGGUUGCAGUUGACUUUACAUCAUCAAAUGGACUUCCUCGAAAUCCAACUUCUUUGCACUAUAUUGAUCCGUCAGGCAGAUUAAAUUCUUACCAGCAGGCUGUAAUGGAGGUUGGGGAGGUUAUACAAUUUUAUGAUUCUGACAAGCGCUUUCCUGCUUGGGGUUUUGGAGCGAAGACAUUUUUUAACACUAGUUCAUCACAUUGUUUUAACUUGGACAUAACCAAUGGCUAUCACGAGGUGAAAGGAGUUGAAGGCAUCAUGGCUGCUUAUGCUAGUGCUAUUCACAAUGUUACUCUGUCAGGACCUACCGUAUUUGGCCAAGUGAUCAACAGGGCUGCGCAACUUGCUAGGUUCUUAUAUGACAGCACAAAAUAUUUUGUCCUGCUCAUUUUAACUGAUGGAGUCCUAACUGAUAUUCAAGAAACAAAUGAUGCCGUGGUAAAGGCAACAGAUCUUCCUUUGUCUAUCCUCAUAGUAGGAGUGGGAGAUGCAGAUUUUAAACAAAUGGAGAUCCUGGAUGCCGAAGAUGGAUGCCCGUGGGUGAGUUCUAAAGGUCGAGUAGCAACUCGAGACAUUGCUCGAUUUGUUCCAAUGCGAGAAGUACAUGGAGGGCAGAUUUCUCUUGUUGAAGCUCUUCUGCCAGAGCUGCCUGAACAGUUUUUGACUUGCAUGCAAUCCAGAAAUAUUAAACCACAUGGUUUCAUUGCUUGAAAGGCAUUCUGUCACCCCAAACCUU